CCCUCCCCCUCAACAACCCCCUCAGAAACCCCCUCAACCACCACCUCAUCCUCCUCCUCCUCCCCCCCCACCCCCGCCUCCCGCCCAGCAUCCGAAGAAUUCGACCCCCCGCUCCCCAAACUCUGGACCCCCCAAACGAACCUCAAACUCCUCCUCGGCGGCACGGCCUUCCUGGCGCUCAGCAUCAUCACCACGCGACGCGCAAUCCGCCGGCGCCGGGUGGCCGCCAUCCCGCCGUUCUACACGAGCGCGCCGUACCACAAGCCGAGCGUCAGCGGGGGCGUGGAGGCCUUCGAGGCGCUCAACCUGGCGACGCUGAACGUGCUGGCGUUCGCGAUGAUGAGUACGGGGGGCGUGCUGUACGCGAUGGACAUCAACAGCGUCGAGGAUAUGCGGCGGUAUGUGCGGCGGGCGUCGUUGACGGAGGAGGAGGCCGCGCGGGGGGUGGGGGAGGGGGAUCGCGAGAUGGAGAGGGAGGUGGAGGCUUGGGCGGCGAAGGUGCUGGGGGAGAAGUUUGGGAAGGAGUUGAGGGCGCAGCGGGAGAGGGAGUUGGCCGACGCUGAGAAGGGGGAG
Molecule: messenger RNA, 573 nt
Organism: Aspergillus japonicus CBS 114.51
Lineage: Eukaryota; Fungi; Ascomycota; Eurotiomycetes; Eurotiales; Aspergillaceae
Exons: 1
Cellular component (GO): mitochondrion
Source: RefSeq, a predicted model, not a curated record